Molecule: messenger RNA, 1204 nt
Organism: Toxotes jaculatrix (banded archerfish)
Lineage: Eukaryota; Metazoa; Chordata; Actinopteri; Toxotidae
Gene: myl1
Product: myosin, light chain 1, alkali; skeletal, fast
Exons: 6
Coding region: 109-684 (191 amino acids)
Cellular component (GO): myosin II complex; contractile muscle fiber
Molecular function (GO): calcium ion binding
Source: RefSeq, a predicted model, not a curated record
GUGAUUUCUUGCUCCGAGUCCCCUCCACUCUGCUACACUCCUUGUGUUGUCACCCGAACCGGGAAUUGUCUGUGCAUCAGGAACAAAGUAGAUCUACUAUCAGCUGAAAUGGCACCCAAGAAGGACCCUAAGGCUCCCGCCAAAAAGGCCGAACCAGCACCAGCACCUGCACCGGCACCCGAGCCAGCCCCUGCACCUGCAGCUCCCGCUGUCGACCUGUCCGCCGUCAAGGUGGAGUUCAGCGCAGACCAGAUUGAAGACUACAGGGAGGCCUUUGGUCUGUUCGACAGGGUGGGUGACAACAAGGUGGCUUACAACCAGAUCGCCGACAUCAUGCGCGCUCUUGGACAGAACCCCACCAACAAGGAGGUGAACAAGCUGCUGGGAAACCCCUCCACUGAUGACAUGGCCAACAAGAGAGUAGAGUUCGAGGCUUUCCUGCCCAUGCUCCAGACCAUCAUCAACAGCCCAAACAAAGCAGGAUUCGAGGACUACGUUGAGGGUCUGCGUGUCUUCGACAAGGAGGGCAACGGCACAGUGAUGGGUGCUGAGCUGCGUAUUGUCCUGUCAACACUGGGAGAGAAAAUGACUGAGGCUGAGAUUGACGCUCUCAUGGCAGGACAGGAGGACGAGAACGGCUGUGUCAACUACGAGGCCUUUGUCAAGCACAUCAUGUCUGUGUAAGGACCCUGCCACUGCGGUGGUGACAUCGUAUACGUGCAGACCCCAUGGUGUCGCGACAUCCACUCGCUGUUUCCUGUACCACCUGAGGAAGCAGGGGGAACAAAGGACUAUGAGAUGUCAUUUCCUGAAAUCUUCUUUUGUUUUGUUCUAAACUUUUUUUUUUCUCUGUCCAACUGGUGCUUUUUUUUCUCUCCUCCUCCUGCUGUUCAGCAAGUCAUCCCGAUUUCCCAUGGGAUGUUUUUUUCCUCAUCUUCACCCAAGUCCUCCUGUCUCAUUGGUUUUUUUUUUUUUUUAUUGUCACUGGUUUUCACAGUGGAACAGUGAUGGAGGGGAUGGUGGGAUAAUGAUGAUCCCCUCCUCUCACUUUACUGUCUGGCUGGGUCUCUAUCUGCCAGUGAAAUGACUGAUUUGGCCCCGGACAGGCCAUCAAAAUGAAUCCACUCCUCACCCAACCCAUCUCCCUAAGUCUUAACUUAUUGUAUCCUCUGCCAUUUCACAAUAAAAUUUUCACAAAUUCCCA